GCGGGGGCGACUGGGACGAGCCUGCGGGGAGUCCAGCCAGACCUCGCUCGGCUACAGGUAAAGGGAUAAAAGGCGGGAACGAGACGCUGACAGCGUCUUCUACCCCGCGCCCGUCACGAGCGUAAGCGCGCGACCCCGCCUCCCCCGCGCAGGGUGGGGUGGAGUGGAGAUGCCUGAGCAGGCCGCUCCGUCCCGCGGCAGCCGCGCCUGCGCAGUUAACAGCCCGGCGGCCGCGCGAACCCCUCCCUUUCUCGCGCUGCCGGGAUGCCGAAGCUGAGCAAAGAGGCCAAGCUGCGGCUGCAGCAGCUCUUCAAGGGCGGCCAGUUCGCCAUCCGCUGGGGCUUCAUCCCCGUCGUGCUCUAUCUAGGUUUUAAGAGAGGUGCAGAUCCUGGAAUGCCUGAGCCAACUGUUUUGAGUCUACUUUGGGGAUGAAAGAUUGGCCAUACUGUACAGGAACCAUUUGAUGGACAGAGAAAAUGAAGAUGUGAACCUUCACAAGGCUAAGGAAGGAGUACACUUUAUCACUAUUACAUUAGCUGGCCUGAACAGCUUCCUGAUGGCAUAGAUGUACAUACAACAAAAUGGAAUUUAUAUUGACCUAAUUUAUUUGGUUUACAGUGAAAUUAAAUAAAUACAGUUUGAAUC
Dermochelys coriacea (leatherback sea turtle) is the source of this 645-nucleotide messenger RNA. RefSeq names its product translocase of outer mitochondrial membrane 7 (gene TOMM7). The transcript has 3 exons. Gene Ontology annotation, cellular component: mitochondrial outer membrane translocase complex. NCBI's taxonomy places the organism in Eukaryota, Metazoa, Chordata, Testudines, Dermochelyidae. Bases 265 to 432 code for a protein of 55 amino acids. The record is from RefSeq and is a predicted model, not a curated record. Gene Ontology annotation, biological process: protein import into mitochondrial matrix.